Messenger RNA from Esox lucius (northern pike), 2522 nucleotides. RefSeq lists its product as uncharacterized. NCBI's taxonomy places the organism in Eukaryota, Metazoa, Chordata, Actinopteri, Esociformes, Esocidae. The coding region runs from base 147 to 2420 and encodes 757 amino acids. The record is from RefSeq and is a predicted model, not a curated record. The transcript is spliced from 19 exons.
GGUCCCCACUCAGUCAAAAUGGCUCCUGAUACGACAGAAUUCCUGAUUCAUGUGUACGACGAAUCAGAAAGAAAAAAAGGAUUUUGGAAAUAUAAUUAUAUUUUUCAAAUACAAUAACACAUUGAAUUGUUUAUACAGUCAGCAUUAUGGCUGAUAGAAAAGUAAUUUGUGUACUUUUGCUUUGCUUGCUUCCCAACUGCGCUACUGAUACCAUGCCUAUCGGAAUGUUCAGAACUGAGUGUCAGGAUCGCCACUUCUGGCUGUCAGUUAAAUCGAUCUUCCUUGGUCAGAGCUUUCGGUUUGAUGUUCAAGAUGUCAGUGGUGUACACACCCUGUCAGGCCAGGCUGCAGCAGAGUGUGGUUAUAACAUGGGGCUGGACUCGUGGGGGAACCUGGUCCUCCGGGCCUCUUACCUGGCUUGUUAUGUGGCCAAUGAGAAAGACUCUGCAUUCCAACUGCUGGUUUUGUUGGUGAACAGAGAUAUUGUUGGUGAGGAGACCUCCUACCCUCUCCAGCUGACCUGUCCUCUACACCACCCCUGGAAGCCCAGGGAAAUUGUCUGUGAGGAGAACUACAUGGAGGUGUCAGCCAUGAAGCAGGUCCCACCUGCAAACCAGAUGGGCAUGGAAUGGAUGCCAACACCACCAGUGAUGUCGGAGGAAGGCUUUAGGGAGUGGCGUGUGGUGUUUCAUGUGCCAAGCAAUCAGCAAGGGGAUGUGGCAACACCAUCUAUGAGGGAGCAGACCCUGCCUGUGGAGAUUGCCCAUCUGCUGGGCUACCGCAUUGGCACCACAGACAACCGUGUUCUGCUGCGCUGUUCCUAUGGAUCCCGCCUCUCCUACAAGCUACAGGAGAAGGACAUUGAGGUGGAGGCGGUCAGUGCCACCAUUCUUUUCAAACACCACUGGACACUUCUAAGAGCAGAUGUCUCUCUGGCUUGUACCAUAAAUAAGGCCUCCAUGGACGGUAAUAACAUUCUUCUGAGGUUUCCCAAGGUUCUGGCCCCCCUCAUACUGCCCCCACUUAGAAAUGAAAGAUUGAGGCUGGGUGUGGAGGGAGUGGUCCUGAGUGACUGUAUGAUUCGCCAGAGAGGAUAUGACAUACAGGAACAGGAUGGAGCUGUAGAAAUCAGAAUUCCCUUUGGUGCAGAAGGGGGUUCUAUCAAGAGUCAGGUGGUGGAAGGCCAAUACUCCCAGUCCUUUUUCUUAGACCUGUUCUACAUUCGCCUGUGGCAAGAUUCUCAGUGGGCAUUGACGGAGUACCGCUCCUUCAGACCGCUCUCCAUCCUUUAUUUGCCUAAAACACCGAUCCUCAUCAAUGAAACCAAUGUCUCAGAGGGUCUGUUCUCUGUCAUUCUGGGCUCGUUCCCUCGUGAUGUGUUUUUGUCCAACAUCACUGUGGCGUCGAAAUCCAUGGCCUGGGGGGAAGCAGAACAGAUGGGGGUUCACCUUGCACAGGUUCCCUUCCCAAACGGGAGCCACGCUUACCUAUUGCAGACCCACUUCUCACACCCCCUGGUCUCCCAGAAGUAUCUUGGGCAGGGCUACAGGAGGUACACUCUGGCGUUGACAUUUACCCUAUCAGUCUCCCCCCAAUCUGACCUUUACCACUACCCUGCCACCUUGGAGGCUGACGUGCAGGAUGUCGUCCUGCCCAGGGUGAAGGGGAGUUGCUCUGGCAAGGGGGUGCGUCUGCAGCUCCACUACGGCACCAUGGACAGCCAAUGGGAAGUGUACUUGGGGGGCCACAGGCUAGACUGGGAGUUGGUGGAACUCGGGGGCUAUGCCUUGGAGACCAGGUCGGACUACUUCAGUAUGGUGGUCCCUCUUUAUGGCCUGGGCAUGGCCUAUGAGGGUCUGAGUCUGCAGGGGUUGGUGGUGACUGUGAGUAUGACAUUUGAGGACAGGGAGACUUCCAGAAAGGAGCUAUCCUUUACACAGCGUUGUGUCUUUGCUGUGAAGGAACUGCUAGUGUGUUUACCAGACAAUACUGUAUUGGUAAUGGUGGAUAGCUCCAGUGUUUCUCCACCUGUGGAACCCGAACUAACAUCUCUGCUGGAUCCUACCUGUGUUCCCAUUGAGACAGAGGGAACCAGGUCUCUGUAUAGUUUUUCUCUAGACACCUGUGGCACAGUUGCAACAUUGGAGGAGGAUCAUAUUGUUUACACCAAUAAGGUCCAGUUUUGGCCUAAUGCCCCCUUUGGUAUGAAGACCCUUAACUCCCCAAAUCCCCAGUUCAGCAUUCCAGUUGGUUGCAUCCACCCAGUGAAUGGGACCCGUACAUUGACCAUUUACCAGCCCCGGGCUCUCCAAGCAUGGCCCUACAUCCGAGCCUUUCACUCCCACCACCAACACCCAGGGACCCAGGCAAACCCAUUCAUCCAAGGACAGAAACGUAAUGGGCUACCAGCUGGAGGUUGAUAAUGUAGCAGGGCACCCUGUCCUCUGAUGUGGACCUGUACCUACAGUAAAAUCAUCCCGAUCUCCAUGAUGCUGGGGGGUCCUGGCAUCAUAGUCGUACAC